Molecule: messenger RNA, 4512 nt
Organism: Psammomys obesus (fat sand rat)
Lineage: Eukaryota; Metazoa; Chordata; Mammalia; Rodentia; Muridae
Gene: Stat3
Product: signal transducer and activator of transcription 3
Exons: 24
Coding region: 233-2545 (770 amino acids)
Biological process (GO): cell surface receptor signaling pathway via JAK-STAT; response to peptide hormone; leptin-mediated signaling pathway
Molecular function (GO): DNA-binding transcription factor activity, RNA polymerase II-specific; RNA polymerase II cis-regulatory region sequence-specific DNA binding
Source: RefSeq, a predicted model, not a curated record
CCGGAGCUGCAGUGUAGACCGGGAGGGGGAGCCUGGGGGUUCCGACGACGCGGCGGAGGGAACGAACCCCGACCGGAUCGCUGAGAGCGCAGCCCCGCUCGGCGUCGCCCGACCGCGUCAGCUCGGAGAAGCCAGGCCAGGCCCUCGGGGACCCGGAGGCACCCGGAGCCAGCGCAGCCCGGCCAGUCGGGCCUCGUCCCGGAGACAGUUGUGACCCCCUGAUUGUGGCAGGAUGGCUCAGUGGAACCAGCUCCAGCAGCUGGACACGCGGUACCUGGAGCAGCUCCACCAGCUGUACAGCGACAGCUUUCCCAUGGAGCUGCGGCAGUUCCUGGCACCGUGGAUUGAGAGUCAAGACUGGGCAUACGCAGCCAGCAAAGAGUCACAUGCCACAUUGGUGUUUCAUAACCUCUUGGGUGAGAUUGACCAGCAGUAUAGCCGAUUCCUGCAAGAGUCCAACGUCCUCUAUCAGCACAACCUGCGAAGAAUCAAGCAGUUCCUGCAGAGCAGGUAUCUUGAGAAGCCAAUGGAAAUUGCCCGGAUCGUGGCCCGAUGCCUGUGGGAAGAGUCUCGCCUCCUCCAGACAGCAGCCACAGCAGCCCAGCAAGGGGGCCAGGCCAACCACCCAACAGCUGCUGUGGUGACAGAGAAGCAGCAGAUGCUGGAGCAGCAUCUUCAGGACGUCCGGAAGCGUGUGCAGGAUCUAGAACAGAAAAUGAAGGUGGUGGAGAAUCUGCAGGACGACUUCGACUUCAACUAUAAAACCCUCAAGAGUCAAGGAGACAUGCAGGAUCUGAAUGGAAACAACCAGUCCGUGACCCGACAGAAGAUGCAGCAGCUGGAACAGAUGCUCACAGCGCUGGACCAGAUGCGGAGAAGCAUCGUGAGCGAGCUGGCGGGGCUUUUGUCAGCAAUGGAGUAUGUGCAGAAAACACUCACAGAUGAAGAACUGGCCGACUGGAAGAGGCGACAGCAGAUCGCCUGCAUCGGAGGCCCUCCCAACAUCUGCCUGGAUCGUCUGGAAAACUGGAUAACUUCGUUGGCAGAAUCUCAACUUCAGACUCGCCAGCAAAUUAAGAAGCUGGAGGAACUGCAGCAGAAAGUGUCCUACAAGGGGGACCCUAUUGUGCAGCACCGGCCGAUGCUGGAGGAGAGGAUCGUGGAGCUGUUCAGAAACCUGAUGAAAAGUGCCUUCGUGGUGGAGCGGCAGCCCUGCAUGCCAAUGCACCCCGACCGGCCCUUGGUCAUCAAGACUGGCGUCCAGUUCACUACCAAAGUCAGGUUGCUGGUCAAGUUUCCUGAGUUGAAUUAUCAGCUUAAAAUUAAAGUGUGCAUUGAUAAAGACUCUGGAGACGUUGCGGCCCUCAGAGGAUCUCGGAAAUUUAACAUUCUGGGCACGAACACAAAAGUGAUGAACAUGGAAGAGUCCAACAAUGGCAGCCUGUCUGCAGAAUUCAAGCACUUGACCCUGAGGGAGCAGAGAUGUGGGAAUGGGGGUCGUGCCAAUUGUGAUGCCUCCUUGAUUGUGACUGAGGAGCUGCACCUGAUCACCUUCGAGACGGAGGUGUACCACCAAGGCCUCAAGAUCGACCUAGAGACCCACUCCUUGCCAGUUGUGGUGAUCUCCAACAUCUGUCAGAUGCCAAAUGCUUGGGCCUCGAUCCUGUGGUACAACAUGCUGACCAAUAACCCCAAGAAUGUGAACUUCUUCACUAAGCCCCCGAUUGGAACCUGGGACCAAGUGGCCGAGGUGCUCAGCUGGCAGUUCUCGUCCACCACAAAGCGAGGGCUAAGCAUCGAGCAGCUGACCACACUGGCUGAGAAGCUCCUAGGACCUGGUGUGAACUACUCAGGGUGCCAGAUUACGUGGGCUAAGUUUUGCAAAGAAAACAUGGCUGGCAAGGGCUUCUCCUUCUGGGUCUGGCUAGACAAUAUCAUCGACCUUGUGAAAAAGUAUAUCUUGGCCCUUUGGAACGAAGGGCACAUCAUGGGUUUCAUCAGCAAGGAGCGGGAGCGGGCCAUCCUAAGCACGAAGCCCCCGGGCACCUUCCUGCUGCGGUUCAGCGAGAGCAGCAAAGAAGGAGGGGUCACUUUCACCUGGGUGGAAAAGGACAUCAGCGGCAAGACCCAGAUCCAGUCUGUAGAACCAUACACCAAACAGCAGCUGAACAACAUGUCAUUUGCUGAAAUCAUCAUGGGCUAUAAGAUCAUGGAUGCUACCAACAUCCUGGUGUCUCCGCUGGUCUACCUCUAUCCCGACAUUCCCAAGGAGGAGGCGUUCGGAAAGUACUGCCGACCGGAGAGCCAGGAGCACCCUGAGGCUGACCCAGGUAGUGCUGCCCCCUACCUGAAGACCAAGUUCAUCUGUGUGACACCAACGACCUGCAGCAAUACCAUUGACCUGCCGAUGUCCCCCCGCACUUUAGAUUCAUUGAUGCAGUUUGGAAAUAACGGUGAAGGUGCUGAGCCCUCUGCAGGAGGGCAGUUUGAGUCGCUCACAUUUGACAUGGAUCUGACCUCGGAGUGUGCUACCUCCCCCAUGUGAGGAGCUGAAAACGGAAGCUGCAGAGAAGUGACUGAGACACCUGCCCCGUGUUCCACCCCUUAAGCAGCCAAACCCCAGAUCAUCUGAAACUCCUAACUUUGUGGUUCCAGAUUUUUUUUUUUUUUCAAUCUCCUACUUCUGCUAUCUUUGAGCAAUCUGGGCACUUUUUAAAAUAGAGAAAUGAGUGAGUGCGGGUGAUGUGUUUUCACGUCAGGAGGAACGUGCUCUCUGAGGCCGUGAUGGGGGAUGUGAAAGCGGGAGGCUGGAGGGAGAGAAAGGAAACGCCUCGUGUUCUGUUCUGCUGCCCUCCUUUCUCAGCAGCUCGUGGUUUAUUGUUAGAAAAGUGCCUCCUGGUGCCCAUGGCAUCCUUCUGCCCAUUUCUGUGAGCUGAUACCCUAGGCUGCCUGCAGCUGAGGACUCUGGCACUGCACUUUUAACCUUGCUAAUGUCCAAAUAGAAGACAGGACUAAGCCCAUAGGUUUUUCUAUUUUAAUUAAAAAGGAAAAAAAAAUAAACAAAAGAUAAUACAACUUAAAGGGCAAAACACACUGAAAUAGCAUAGCCUUUCUGUGUCAAAGAAUCUCAGUUAUCAGCCUCUUUGGUGCUUUAAGCAUUCAGCUGUCUUAAGGCCGAUCAUCUCUGUAAAUCCUUAAAUGCUUUCAGAUUAAAUCUGUAGAGGCAUCAGAGACUGUAGCCUGGCCUUGUGUUUGAACACGAAAGUCAGAGAGAACCUAGGUACCCCAGACUCUUUUCACAAACUGGCUUUUAUUUUUCCCAGUACCCGUUGGAAGGGUAAGGCUAGGCCAAGGGCAUGGAAAACCUUUGUCAUCGCCCUACCCCAACCCAGACUGCAGACCCCGGAGCCAGCCUGCCCUGUGGGUGCCUUGCUGGGGCUGGGAUCAGCCUGUCUUUCUUUCCCACUUGACCUUGUUAGUGGUAUGUCUCCUUCCCAUGUCCAAAGACCCUCUGUCCUGCUUGCAUUGGGAACCCUGGCCUCGGGACCUUGUGACAAGAGGGACUGAGUUACAGGUUUGACCCUGACUCAGACUACAGGUCCUCAGCAAAGCUCAGGGAGUAUGGUCCUUAUCCUGUUUGCCUGGUUCCCAGGGGGACCUGUAACCACAGGGCAAAAGCUGACUGAUAAACUCCAGGUCUGCCCCUCCUGUGAGGGGUGUAUCCUUGGCCUCCCCUGAGACUGGCGAUUGUCUGCUCCCCACUGGGGGCCCCAGGUCAGGUGGAGCAGAGUGCCUGCACCUACUGUGGCCUUCAUGUCACCCGCUUGCCUCAGCCCGUCAGCCUACUUGAACACUUAGUGGUUCAAGGCAAGCCUCCCCUGACACAGGGGCAUGGCUAGAUUCAGUGACUCAAAGCCACCUUGUUGAGUAGAUCCGUGUCUGUGGAAUUCUGUCUGUUUCACGCUAAUUAACCAGUGUCUGAAUUAAGGGUGGUGAAGGCAUUGUCUCCAAGACAAACUGCUUGCCUUGGCCACCCCUGGCCUUCUGCUAUGAGACAGUUAUCACUCUCCCUUCCCCAGCAAUGUUCUUUAGUACACAAUAAACUGAAAGGAUAUUUAGAAAGGCAGGGCUUGGGCACACUGACAGCUUUAAAUCCUGGGGACCCAGGGUCGGUGUGAGGGCUUCUCUGGGGCACGUGCUGAAAAACACCAGGCUCUGGGAAGUAUGUGUACCUAGGUUAACCAACCAUAGUGCUGGCCCCAAGGAGUCCUCAGAACCGCCCACUUUCCCUCCCUUUGGCCCCCAUCUGUCCUCUGCCUUGCCCAGCCAUGCCUGCAGAUUGCUUAGCCUCCCUGCAGUGGCUUGUAUUCUAUCCUGGCCACUGCAUUCAAAUCCCAAUGUAUACUUUCUAGUGUAAAAAUUUAUAUUAUUGUGGGUUGUUUGUUGUUGUUGUUUGUUUUUUGUAUAUUGCUGUAAGUACUUUAACUUCUAGAAAUAAAGAUUCUAUAGGAA